GUGAAGUUUUCCCGUGGCUGGUGGAUGUCACGCGCGGCAUGAGCCAGCUGCUGCACGGCCCCCCCGAGCGCUUGCUGCCGCUGCCAAGUGCCACGGUGGGGACCAAUGCGAUCCUCCGCUCCUGGCAGCGGAGGACAGCGCCAAGCCGCCAGCGCGCGGCCAUGUUGUCGGUGGCGUACGGCUCCACCAAGAAGCUAGUGAUGAAGCUGGCGGAGGAGUCUGGCUUCCAGGUGGAUGAGGCGGUGUUGGAGUUUCCGCUGACGGAUGAGGAUCAGAUCCUGUCUGCCUUGGAUUCUGUUCUGCAGCCUGACACAACCCUGGUGGUGCUGGACCUGGUUCCAUCCAACGCACCUUUUGUGUUGCCACCGGAGGCGGUGGACUUGUGUCGCCAGAAGGCGCCCAACUGCUUCGUGCUGCUGGACGCGGCCCACGGGCUCAUGGGCCUGCCAAUGAAGCUGGCCGGGCCUGGCAGCCUGCCAGUGGAUGCCGUAGUCACCAACUGCCAUAAGUGGUUCUGCGGGCCCAAGGGCACGGCGCUCCUUUACGUGGCGGAGCAGCACCAGGACUGGAUUGAGCCCUUGGUGAUCUCACAUGGCUACGGGGACCUGGCCGGCUUCUACUGGCCGGGCCUGGCGGACUGGAGCUCCUUCCUGGCUCUGGACGAGGCGCUGGCCUUCUGGGACCUCGUGGGAAUUGAGCCAGCUCGCACGUACUGCAACUACAUGGCCCGAGAUGCUGCGAUGCUGCUGGCUGACGCCUGGGGCACUGAACUGGGCAUCCCGGAGGAGCUGUUGAGCACCAUGGCUUUGGUGCAGCUGCCGGAGCUGAAAGCCUUGCCACCUGGGAGGCACGGCUACGACGAGGCAGAGCUGGUCCAAAAUGCUUUGUACGCCCGCAAGAUUGAAGUGCCGGUGAAGGCACUGUCUGGCAAGCUUUAUGUUCGUGUUUCGGCGCACAUCUACAACCACAUCGAGGAGUAUGAGACGUUGCGUGACGCGGUUCUGGAACUCCGGGAGCAGAGCUUGUGAGGAUCCAAAGACAGAUCCGGCCCUGUCAAGACGACAGGGUUGCCGACCGGUUUCGCAGGGUCUAGCAAAUGGUUU
This is a messenger RNA of Effrenium voratum, 1103 nucleotides long. The record is from the annotation of a GenBank genome assembly. NCBI's taxonomy places the organism in Eukaryota, Dinophyceae, Suessiales, Symbiodiniaceae.